Anopheles coustani is the source of this 3739-nucleotide messenger RNA. RefSeq lists its product as uncharacterized. The record is from RefSeq and is a predicted model, not a curated record. NCBI's taxonomy places the organism in Eukaryota, Metazoa, Arthropoda, Insecta, Diptera, Culicidae. The coding region runs from base 77 to 3685 and encodes 1202 amino acids. The transcript is spliced from 5 exons.
UAAAGCUGCAAACCCCAAGCAAGUAGCUUUACAAAGCAGUGAGUUAUGAGAGUAAAAUAUAGAAUUCGUCAAAACUAUGUAUAAUUUAAGCUCCGACAAUGAAAGUUCCUUCGGCACGGAAUCCGAGACAGAGAAUGAAUAUUUCUGGAAUGAGGAGUCCUCGAGAAACCAAAAAUGUUAUACUACCGAAGUGGAGGACAUCAUCCGCCAGAAUGUGGAUGUUACUACAGCAAAUGCGAUUGCAUUAAAUCAUCAUUAUCAAGCCAAGCUCAGACAGCUUCGCGCACAACUCGAAACGUUGCUCCUGCAAUGCCAAACCCGGCUGAAAGACGUGGACACUUUGGUGGACAAUAUGCGAUACAAUCGGAGGGAAAGCAUUCCCUAUAGAGUUCGCAUCGCGGGAUACAUUUGUGGGCAACCCUUUUUUAAAGAUCAUGAGCUUUACCCCGGACCACACAAUGCAGACUAUCUGUACCGCAAGAAUGUGAAGAAGGAAUUUUUCCCGCUGGAUAUGUUCGAGAGCACCGAAACUCACUGGACGCUCAAAGACAAAACGAAAAUGAAGGAUGGCAUCUUGAAGCAAGUAAUCGAAUUCCUUCACCGUGAAGGUGAGCUCCGAGCAAAAAUGUGCGGGAGUACUUCGAAAGCCGAGCAGAUCAGAAAAGAUAUUAUCUCUUACCGUACGCUGUCCCUAGAAGUCUUGUGGCCAAAGUUGCAAUCGUACGAUGAUGGCAAAUUUGGAGGACAGUGUUUCAAGGUAGAUUGGUUGGUCAUAUCCAACGUAAACGUGUCGGGACGGCAUACUGCAUCGGCGUGCGAAGGUAUGUGGAACCAGUACCUUAAGCCGGGUUUGAGAAAAGGCCUUUGGAAGCAAGAAGAAGAAUGUCUGCUAGUGACGGCAGUGCGUCAACAUAACUAUCAAGAUUGGAGCAGCAUUGCUCAGUCCGUGGGCAAUCGGUCCGAGUAUCAAUGUUUCGUGCAUUUUCGUACCUGUUUUUCGCAGCAGGCACAUAUCGAAAGGAAACCAUGGACUCCAGAGGAGGAUGCUCAUCUACUACGGAUAGUGCAGGAAAAUUGCAUAGGCAGUAAUGUCAUUUGGAACAAAGUUGUAGAGAAAAUGCCUAAUCGGAACAAGGUCCAAGUGUACCAUCGGUAUAAGUACACUCUUACUCGCCCAUUGAAAGGUGCAAAGUUUACACCCGUGGAGGACUGCGUGAUAACGGCUUACGUGCAGCAGUACGGAGAUGACUUUAAAUAUUUCCCCGAGCACCUGCUGCCGGGAAGAACGAUGAAACAGGUCUGGGCACGGUACAACAACACGCUGCGAUAUGUCGACAAGCAUACCGGCUGGACGCUGGACGAAGACAAGCGUCUGAUGAGCUACAUCGGAGAGCAUCUUACCGAAGAAGGUCCAGAAAAAAUCUCAUGGUCCGACUGCUCCAGAUACCUCGUCAACCAUUCCCGGGCUAGCUGCCGGACGAGGUAUUAUACGAUCGAAAAGUUUCUCGAGAAAUAUCCUAACGCUACCCUCGAAGACGUGCCUAGACGAGCGGGCAAAAAGCUCUCCACAGAUAUUACACACGAAAAUUGGAUGAAAACCAUAGUUGACAUCAAGAACACCACAAGUGAGAUAAAUAAUUCCUUUGGCGAUGAUAAACUGUGCGAGACAUUCAAAACUACCGGUGAGUGGGCAUUGUAUGAUCAAAUGAAAUUUUGUUUUCGCUAUCAGUUUGGCCACAAGCUUGCAGUAGACUCUGACCGGAAAAGUGUCCAUACCCGGACAAAACUGUUGCUGCAUCUAUUGGAAGGCUUCCAUCAAGGAGGGUUUUCAUCGAGUACUUAUUUUGUUAACAAAGAGGACCAAUCAACGAUGAUCGCCGUGAUGGAGACACCGCUGGAUUGGUCGAGUCCGCAAACUGAAUCGAAGGAAAACGAUGGUGGCAAUGAACCAGUGUUUUGCAGAAUUCCUCCCAACUAUAACACCGUACUCGGUCUACGAGGGCUCUGUUUAAAUGCCUACUAUGAUGCAAAGACACAUAGUUCCACAUCAAAGAGGCUAAAAAGAUGUAGAAACACAAGAGAUCCCGAAUACAAUACGGCGGUGGAACUGUUUGUCGAUCGUUUCAAAGCUAUAUUUCACUGGUCAAUGUUGCUAGUAAAACUGAAUAUAGAUGAGAUAGUGUUCGUAACCGAAGAAGAUCAGCACGCAGAAGCCAUAACAAUUUCGGAUGUUGUGGAUGUAAAACCUUGUUCAAGUGAACAACUUCCAGGAGCAUCACAUGUCGAUGGUUCGGAAAGAAGAUUUCCUGGAAAACCCCGGAGAGUCACCCGAAAAAAGCAUACACCGAAAGGAAAAGGAAAAUCGGCAUCGGAAAGUAAUAAUUCUUCACACCAAAGUAACGAUAUAGCUGUUACAUUGUACCAAGAUAAUAACUGCGACACAUCUAUUGUGAAAAAUAUUACAAUAAUCAAUCCUUGGGAUUUACCAGUGCCAUGUGAUCAAACUCUAUCUCCAGGCGAAAACCAUUCUGAUUUAAAUAAUCCUCCAACGACUAUACAGCCCACCGGUGUGCGAAAAAACGAUAACAAAUCCCGUCAAACCAAUGUUCCAAAACCAGCCGAAGUGUUAAAAAAGAUACGUAAAAGCAGAACACGAACCAAACGAAAGACAGGCAUCAAACCCGAUACCGCUAAUGGCCAGCUUUCCCAUGGUGUUACCUGUGUGGCGGACGAACUCCUUAAAGCGGAACAGCAACAUAUGGUUUCCAAAUUUGAAGGAGUACCUCAGAUUAUGUCUGUCUAUAGUCUAGUAACUGAACCUUCAUCUGGGGCUCUUCACACAGUGGAACCAGUCGCCGGGUCCUGUAACAUACAAGAGGUUUCCGAUGCUACAGAUAAAAAAAAUAAUACUUUGAAAUUACAUUGCAAUGAACUAACAUCUCAAGAUCAGGCCAGUUCAUUCGACAAAAAUCAUAGUAGCGACUUGAAGAGUGUACUUAAUGCGAAACCAACCGGGACACUUUCAAGCACAACGGUUUUAUCUGUGCUGGAUGAUAGUCUUCAAUCUGGGGAGAACGAUUCUGCAGGCCCAGAACCAGGGCAAGCAGAGGAUCACAACCAAAUCCGUUUGGCGUUGCGAGAACAGCAGAACACUCCUAGCAAAGUACUAUCAACGAGCAACGAGCACUCCAAAGAUGAUUUAAAAAUAAGUCUUUCGAAAAAGCAUGCAGUAGACGAUGGAGAACCCAACGUACAGCACUCUUUUAUGAAUGAGUUGAUAGUCGCAAACCGUUCCGGCGAGGAGUUUGAUUAUAAUUGUUUAAUCAUCGAGGAGCAAACAGAAGUAAACGGACAAAACUACGCGACCGCUGAACAGGGAGUAAAUGCGGUUCAAGAGAUUAACUUAUCUGUCGCAGCAGGUGAUACUAUUCCAGAGCAGAACAUUGUUGAACAAACAAAAGCUUUUAAAACCAGCCCUUUUAAAGAGGUCUAUAUUGUUGAAGAACAACCGCCGACUAUUCCCUCGGACCAGCAUCAAACAAAUCAUACAAUCAGUGAAGCGGAACCAUCGGGAACAUCGAACGAAACUUUCACAGCCGUCGAUGUUGUUCGGUUUCUUCGUCGGCGAAAGCCUCCUGGAGAUAUUAAAUCAAGCUUCACACCAGACGCACAAAAUGAAUCAUGAUUGCCAAUAUGAAGUGUGCCCAAAUAUGAAGAAGCGAAUAAAAAAAAAGUAUUA